Nematostella vectensis (starlet sea anemone) is the source of this 1477-nucleotide messenger RNA. Its product is annotated as tRNA (cytosine(38)-C(5))-methyltransferase. The transcript is spliced from 13 exons. Bases 93 to 1442 code for a protein of 449 amino acids. Lineage: Eukaryota; Metazoa; Cnidaria; Anthozoa; Actiniaria; Edwardsiidae. The record is from RefSeq and is a predicted model, not a curated record. Gene Ontology annotation, molecular function: methyltransferase activity.
CCUUUAUGAUUUUCUAGAAAUAUGUUUGGCUCUUAACGAUUUUGGAGCUAGGAUAAUAUUAUUGAGUCCCAUGAAGUAUUUGAGUCGUCAAGAUGGCGGACUCGUCGACUUUUCGUGUUGUAGAGUUCUAUAGUGGUAUUGGAGGCAUGCAUUACGCUUUAAAAGGAUGCAAAAAGAAUGCAGAAGUUGUUGCAGCCCUUGAGAUCAGCACCACUGCAAAUACAGUAUACGGACACAACUUUCCUACCACAAAGAUAUGGAACUGUAACAUUGAGGGUUUGACAGCUGAGGCACUUGAUAAAUUGCAGCCAGAUGUCUUUCUCAUGUCACCGCCAUGCCAGCCAUAUACAAGGGUAGGGCUACAGGGUGCAUCAAAAGAUCCUAGAGCCCUGAGCUUUUUACAUAUUCUCAGUUUACUUAAGCGUUUGCAACAUCCUCCCAAGUAUUGGCUGAUCGAAAACGUUAAGGGAUUUGAGACUUCUGAUACAAGGGAGCAUCUUGUGCAGACACUGAAGGAAAAUCACUACUCUUUUCAGGAGUUCUUACUUACACCAGUGCAGUUUGGAAUCCCAAAUUCUCGGCUGAGGUAUUAUUUACUAGCAAAGCGACACCCCCUGACCUUUAGUACUGCCAUGGGAAACAAGAUUAUGGAGUCAAUUCCAAACAAGCAUAGAACUCCAGAUAAAAGAAAACGACCUGGUAGCCCAAUAGCGGAAACAAAAGAACAAUAUGAAGAUUCUGAUAAGUCUAGUACAGGGCAUGAAGGCCAAAUAUGUGUUGAAACUGAUCCUGAUAUCACUAUGGAAACCUCUGGUAUUUGUCAUGCCAUUUCUUCGAAAAGUAACUUAAAUAAUUGUUGCUGCCAUGUUGACAAGAACAGACUGGAUGCAUCAGGCGAGGAUCAGACAAAAGCUGGUUGUGUUUGUAGUUGUGAUACAGAUUCUGAGAGUCCUCAGUGUGGAUGCCGGUGUGCUUAUGCAACUUCGUGCAAGGAGGCUAAAUUGCUUCAAUAUUAUUUGGAGAAAGAAAAGAAGUUUAGUUAUUACGAACAAUUUCUCCUGCCAACUAAAGUACUGAGCCGCUUUUCCCUUGUACUAGAUAUCGUGACAGCAAAAUCCAGACGUUCCUGCUGUUUCACUAAGGCGUAUGGUCACUAUGCCGAGGGCACUGGUUCGGUCCUGAAGAUGUCUGACUGUGAGGAUACCACCAUAUUCUCCAAUUACUCCCAAAGUCCAGAAGCCACCGACGAGGAGAAAGCCAAGAUCCUCGCUCCGCUAGGUUUGCGAUACUUCACUCCAAGAGAAGUGGCCAAUCUGAUGUGCUUUCCUAAAUCCUUUGAAUUCCCAGCUUCGACAUCAAAUAAACAGAAAUAUCGUCUCCUAGGCAACAGUCUAAAUGUUGCUGUGGUAACAGAACUGCUCAAGUAUUUAUUAACAACGUAGUAACGUGAAUGAAAUAAACAUCUGUUGUUAUCAGA